This is a messenger RNA of Patiria miniata (bat star), 3907 nucleotides long. RefSeq names its product solute carrier family 52, riboflavin transporter, member 3-B-like. NCBI's taxonomy places the organism in Eukaryota, Metazoa, Echinodermata, Asteroidea, Valvatida, Asterinidae. The record is from RefSeq and is a predicted model, not a curated record. Gene Ontology annotation, cellular component: plasma membrane. The transcript is spliced from 3 exons. Bases 1085 to 2575 code for a protein of 496 amino acids. Gene Ontology annotation, biological process: riboflavin transport. Gene Ontology annotation, molecular function: riboflavin transmembrane transporter activity.
GAUAGUUUAUGAUCACAUUUUUGGGAACAUAAUUCUGGAAAUAUGUAAAUAACAAACAUUGAUAAGACGGCUUGGGGGUAGCCAGUCAAAUUACUAAAUAUUUAACCUGUAAUUUAAUACUUUUUCGUGUACAAUUCCUCUUAAUUGUAUAUAAAAUGUACUUGGAUUGCAAUAUUUGUGGAUUUGAUGAACGUAGAAUAAGAAAUAAAUUCAGAUAUUUUGUGUGUAAUUCAGUGGAGUACAUCAAAUUAAUUUUGGGCAAAUGUUUUCUCCAAAUGCUGAAAUUCCAUUUUUUUUUACCAAAAGAACAAAACAUUUUGGACUAAAUUUCCCUGAAAGUUUUGACACAGUUGUUCUUUUGAAAUUUGUCAAAAAUCGAGUCGAAAUGUGUUUAAGCCAAAAUUGAAAAAAAAGUGCAAGGGGGUAACCUUACAUAUUUGUGGCAAAACAAAUUGCAUUUCAGCCAACAACGCAGAAAAUGCAAUGGAUGCAAGAGAAACAUCAAUCAGUAUUCCAACAAACACUAACAAUCCUGCAGAUUUGGGGAAAAAUCGCCUAUAAUUUUGAAAAAAAAUUGAACGAUUUUCUCCCAAAUUUUCAAUGUUAAGUUUCUUUUUAAUUCAUGUUUGUCCAAAAAUGGAGUCAAAGUGUGUUUCAUGGUCCUUUAGGCAAACUUUCCUGCAAGUUUAAGUAAUUUCAUUUUUCCGGACAAACAAUUUAUUAAUGUGAUGAUUCCCUUGACAAUGCGAAAUUCUAUGUACAUGUGUAUUUGAACUUACCGUCGCGUCUAGAAGUACAUGUAUUUAUGUUUUUGUCGUCAUCAGUACCUUUAUAGGCGACUGUAUAUAAUCCCGAGGUCCCUACUCUUUGUGAUGAAGGCUUAUCAGCUUGGAGUGCAAGGCUAAUAAUCCUGCGCUCCGUAAUUGCGUAAGCGCAAGUCGGUAGUUACACAAUAAUUGUUACACCACGGGUGGUUAUUAAACAGUUGGUAUAGGCUAAAUAUUAUUUCUUCAUCUAUUAUGGUACAACUCUAGUCUACGCUACAAUCUGACUGGAAUAACGCACACCUUGCGAGAGAAACAAAAUGGCGGAGCAAGAAAAGAGCCCUCUUCGAGUCCGCAUCCCUGUCAUCAUUCUGGUCAUGUUGUUUGGUACAGGAUCGUGGGUAGCAAUCAACGGGUUAUGGGUUCAACUCCCACUCCUUGUGUCUCGUAACGUUCCUGAGGGUUACAACCUGGCUGCCUACCUUACCGUCAUCAUCCAGCUGGCUAACAUCGGUCCCUUGAUCUUCACCCUGGCCAACUAUUUCUCACCUAAGGGUCUACAUGUUGAGAUCCCCGCCAAUUUUGUCAUUGUGUCCAUCGGCUGCAUCUCCACUCUGCUUCUGGUGUUCUUCUGGGAUUACUACACAGUAUGGGUCAUCGAUAACACCCUACAUAGCACAGCACUGUUGUGUUUAGCCUUCUUCCUAUCCAUCGUAGAUUGCACCUCCUCAGUGGCCUUCACGCCCUUUAUGUCUGUCCUCAAGAACUCUUAUCUGACAUGGUACUUCGUUGGGGAAGGUCUCAGCUCACUGCUUCCUAGCGUCGUGGCGUUGAUUCAGGGGGUAGGGACUAAGGAGUGUGUAGCUAACGGCACUUACAUCAACGAGACGAUCAUCAAUGGCGCUGUCGUCGAGCAGACAUGUACCAACUGGCUACAGCGGGACACUCCGGAACGCUUUCCACCUCAGAACUUCUUCGGGUUCCUCUUUGCCAUGAUGGUCACCUGCCUGAUUUCCUUCACUAUGCUGAACUACCUGCCGUUGGCCAAACGCGAACACGUCAAGAAGUACCAGCCUGAGACGGAGGACUCCAAGGUCGAAGAUGCCCCGGUGAAAGGAGCCGAGAGCCGCACCAUGUUGGUCUUCAGCGUCACGUCCGUUGACGACACAACAUCGCAGAAGGAUGUCGAUGACGCCGAGCCUGACAAGGGCCAUCACACCAUCGAGGGCAAAGACGGCGCACAGACGCCCUCACAGCCGCCUUUGACCCGUUGGCAGUUUGCUUAUCUCUUUGGCAUCUUAACCUUCGUGACAGCAAUGAGCAACGGGGCACUGCCGUCAAUUCAGACCUACUCCUGCGCCCCUUACGGGCUCAACACCUACCUGAUCGCAUCCGCCAUGGCUAACAUCGCUAAUCCCCUGGCUGCUUUCCUGGUCAUGCUCUUCCCUUUCCGUAGUCUACCAUUGAUUGGUGUGACAACCAUAGCCGGUACCCUUGCGGCAACAUUCUGCUUGUUAACGGCAGGGCUGAGUCCGACUCCUCCAUUGCAGUAUGAUGUUGCAGGUGAUGCUAUUAUAAUUUUGGCGUGGAUCUUCGUCAGUGGUUUCUUUGUGUAUACCAAAGCUACCAUAGCCUGGAUACUUCGAUGUCAAGCCGACAACCGCACGUUGCUGAUUUGGUACGGCGGGGUGUCUCAGAUCGGAUCUAUGAUCGGCGCUUUCGUCAUGUUUCCGAUCGUCACCAUCGCUCAACUGUUCGUACCUUACUACGAGAAUGUGUGUGACGGCAGGCCCAUCUGUGAGACUGUGUAACGACCCACUGCCUUUCCUUAACCUUCGCGGCCACUCCGGCUUCGGAUUGAGGAGAUUUAUGCCCCUGACCUCGGACUCCCCUCAAAAUGGUUAAAAAAUGCGUGAAGCAAAGUAUUUCAGAAUACAUGGGCUUCUAAGAUAAUGUGAAUAUGGGAAAGUAUAAAAAUACACACUUCGGUAACAAUAUAGAUGGAGCUGUCAGAUAUAUAUUUUUUUUGAAAAAUAAGUACUUCUGUGGCUGACAUUUUUUUUAGAUUUGAAAAAUAGAAUUCGGCACCCCCCCCCCCAAAAAAAAACAACUAGAGGACGAACUAGUCUAUGCAGCAUAUGGUUAUACACAGACUCGGAGACUGGACUUCGCGGAUAACGGGUGAUACUCAAGACUAUCAUGGAAGAACAUGCUCUAUUAAGAUAUACUUAAGUGGUGUUUCAAGCUUCAUUUCUUUUAAGAAAAAAAGAUGAUUACUUCUUUUUUACUCACCUUGUACAAAUCUGUAUAUUUUGGCAUGGUGGAGGGUAUCUGGGAGAAGUUUGUGAACCAAACUUGCGACUGACCGAGUGGUAAUUACCGUUCCUUGCAGUCGUCGGGAACAACAUCGACUGAUGAGGGUAAAAUCAUGCUCAAUGAACCAGCAGUGUUAAUUUUCCAUCGCAUAUUAUUCUCUGAACCUCUUCUCUUGUAAUGUAAGCCGCUGCACUUUGCCUAUGCACAGACUUCUGUCAAGACCUUUACGACAUGUGUGUAUACUAAGAUGUUUGAGUGUGGUUUGCCGUGUUAAUUGUGAUGCUCUCCAGUCGUUAUCAACUAAAUCAUAAUUUCAUACUCUGAUUUUUAUAAAAUGAAAAUGCGACCUAAUCAAACUAUAUUGAAUUCUAAUGGACUCAACUGGUGACCACUGGGCCUUAACGUAAUGUAUAAUGUUUGUGAUUCCCAUUUUUUUUGGGGGGGGGGAAUCGUCAGAAGGACGUCUGAACACUCAGUUAGCAUUAGCCUGAGUCACGCACAAAAAAAACUAUAAUUACAAUACGUCAUCUUAUUAAGCGGUAGUAGUGUGGCUUUUUGUUUUGCGGCCUUUUGCUUUAUUUUAGUAACGAUUAUAACGGGUCACAAACAUGAUAUAUUUUACUUUACGUUCCUUUUCCUGGAGAGGCUGUUAUGAUGAAAAUCCUAGAAAGACCACGUUGAUAAAACGUCCAUACUCAGUUCUCUGUUCAAAACUGUAACAUUCAUUCAUAACGUAUUCAUUCAUAGACGAAAGGUUUAGAAUUGUAUAGGCCUAUGCAUGUAGGCCCCUAUUUUUGAAUAAAAUAAUGGACCAUUUUGUCUUCUAA